Molecule: messenger RNA, 3590 nt
Organism: Apodemus sylvaticus (European woodmouse)
Lineage: Eukaryota; Metazoa; Chordata; Mammalia; Rodentia; Muridae
Product: immunity-related GTPase family M protein 1-like
Exons: 4
Coding region: 314-1579 (421 amino acids)
Biological process (GO): cellular response to interferon-beta; defense response
Cellular component (GO): endoplasmic reticulum membrane
Molecular function (GO): GTPase activity; GTP binding
Source: RefSeq, a predicted model, not a curated record
UGGCAGGCAGGGCUCAGCCUAGAAGUUGGGGAGCUGCUUCAAGGGCCAGGGUGGAGCAGGGUCUGAGAGGAACCCAGAAGCUCAGGCUGCCCUUCGGCUGCUCCUGCCUCUUCCGAUCGCUCUUGCCCACACGACCCUGCCCCUCCGCACUUCUGUUCUCUCCCUCCUGACCGUCCUGGGCCUGGAUUGCAGCUUUGUAAGGCUUCUGAGCAGAGGGCAACUCACAGAGCUGAGUCUCUCCUUCCACAACUGAACUCACGUCGUCAGGCUUGGUGGCUGCUGUGUUUUCUUGCUCUGGACUCCAGUCCACAAGAUGGUGAUGCCUGCUUCCAGGGUGAGUCUCCCCCCUGCCUCCCAGGUUGCUCCAUUGCAUACUAACAUGGAAGAGACAGUUGGGUCGUCCGAGGAUAAACAAUUUGCAUACUUCUCCAAUGCUGUCUUCAUCCCCAAAGGCAGCAGUGUUUUAUCUGUAGAAGUCGUUAAGAGUCUUGAGACUGCUGUGGCAAGUGGGAAUAUGGUGGAAGUGGUCUCUAUAGUUAAAGAGAUAGUACAGAAAGUUCCCAGAACCACAAUGAAGAUCGCUGUGACCGGGGACUCUGGCAAUGGCAUGUCAUCCUUCAUCAAUGCCCUUAGGGUCAUUGGGCAUGAAGAGGAGGAUUCAGCUCCCACUGGGGUGGUGAGGACCACCCAGAAACCAGCCUGUUACUCCUCCUCCCACUUUCCUGAUGUGGAGCUGUGGGACCUGCCUGGCUUAGGGGCCACAGCCCAGAGCGUGGAGAGCUACCUGGAUGAGAUGCAGAUCAGCACAUAUGAACUUAUCAUCAUCAUCGCUUCUGAGCAGUUCAGCGCCAAUCAUGUGAAGCUGGCCAAAGCCAUGCAGAGGAUGAGAAAGAGGUUCUAUGUCGUCUGGACCAAGCUGGACAGGGACCUCAGCACAAGUACCAUCCCUGAACCCCAGCUGCUGCAGAAUAUCCAAAGGAAUAUCCAGGAGAAUCUCCGGAAGGAGGAAGUAAAGGAACCCCACCUGUUCCUGGUAUCCAUCCUUAAGCCUGAAUCAUACGACUUCCCAAAGCUUAGGGAGACAUUGCAAAAAGACCUCUCUGAUAUCAAGUACCAUGGUCUCUUAGAAACCCUUUACCAAAUCUGUGAGAGGACUAUUAAUGAGAGAGUAGAAUCCAUUAAAAAGAGCAUAGAUACAGACCGCCUACAAAGUGAUUUAGAAAUCUUGGACCCAAAUAACUCGAUAGAGUGUUGGAAAGUCUUCCAAAAAAUCUUUGGUGUGCAUGAUGAAUCUCUCCACCAGGUGGCUCUGAAAAUAGGGAAGCCGGAUACAUACUUCACGACUAGCACGGAGUCCCAGGACAUGCAGAGGUACCAACAAGAUGGUUGGACAUGGGGUGGGUUGUUUCACUUUGGAAGAGGGCUUGUCUCUACAGGUUUUAACCACAUGCAGUGCUGUAUUUACCCUCCUCACCGUAGAUAUAUGCAACAGAAAGUUGUACUUGAUGAGACUGCUGGCAAAGCCAAGAACGUUCUGUUGGAAAUCCUGAAAGACUCCAUUUUUCAUUGGAAGGUCUAGACAACUGAGGUCUUCUCUUCAGCCCCAUGACCUAUGUAUACCUCCAGUUGAGCUAACCCCGCCAUGGGGGUCCAAGUUCCUUGAGGUUAAUAGGCUGCCUUUCUUAAUGGGUAUCCCUCUCAGGAGGUACCAUAAUGGAUUUUGCUCUGUACCACUCGUUUGUUUUUACUAACUGAAGUAUCUGGGAUCCCAAUAUAGGAGAAAUGUCCCCUUUUUAAUUGCUUGGAAUUUCACGGUUAACACAUGCUCACCUUAGAGCCUAUUAUUAAUGUAGUUCCUCUUAGAGGUCUCUUGGUUUGCUCAUAUCUCUUUUCUCUCUUUUCUUUCCUGACUCUGGAGAUGGAGUAUCCCUUAAUGAUUGGGGAAGAGCUUGUCUUUGGCUUUUGUCUGAAAAGCAUGGCCAGCAGAGACCCUUCCUCCCAUCUGUAAAGAGGAUAAGGGAAUUAACUCUCAUACUACUAGUAAUGGGAUUCACAUACUGCUGAACAGAAGGAUGCUCAGUACCCUACAUUACCCUCGAUGGUGGCAAUGGUAUCAUGACUAGUCAUGGCCCCUCACACUCUGGGCUCCCAGUCAUCUUCAGCCACCCCUAACUCUGCAGGCUGCACCCCCAUUCAGACACACAACUGACCUUUCUCCCUUCCCUACAGAAUUCUCCCGUUUCAAUCUGUUUGUGUGGCUUUGUGUUUGUUUAAGACAGGUGCCCCUCUAUGUCCCUUUCUCUCAGCCCUGUUCUAGAUAGACAUCAGUCCUGUCAGCCCAACUUCUCUGUCUCAAACCUCUGUCCUUUCACCCUUCUCCCCUUUCACCUCCUUGUCAGAACACUAAAUACUUUCCCACUUCCAACGUCACACAGGAGCGUUUAGUUUGGGCGCAUAGUUUGCCAUUGCAGCCCAUUACAGCUGAAAGUCAUCACAAUGGGAGCAUGGAGCAGCUGGUCCCGUGUGUCCACAGUCAUGAAGCAGAGGAAUAGGGCUCUUUGGUACAGGUUCUCCUUUUCGUUCAGUCCAAGAUCCCAGACUAUAGAAUGAUACCAUCCACAUUCAGAGAGGCUCUUCCAACCUUCAUGAACCAAGUCUAGAAUCUCCCUCAUAUUAGGCCCACAGGUCUCUUUCCAUAGUGAUUCUAUAUCCUGCCAAACUGACAACCAGUAUUAACCACACAGGCAGUCAGGGUAUAUAGGAGUUUUAUAUAUAUAUUUUAUAAAAUAUAUAAAAAAAUAUAUAUUUUAUAGUUGGAAGAAGGUUGGGUGUGGCUUAGUAGUACAGUGUUUUCCUAGCACAUGGAAGGCUAUCUUUUGAUACCCAGAAAGAAAUAAAAUCUAUUUUGAGACAGAAAGAAAAUGACAAUUUUAUUUGUAGAGGAGAAAAAAAAUGCACCAACUAUAUCAUCUUGCUAGCACAGACACUUUACAAAAAAGUGUCACUUAAAUGUAAGAGAUGGGCUUACUUUAUAUACUGUGGGUAAGGACAGAAUGGACUAAGACGUCUCACAGUGUUGGGACUGGGGGUGAGCCAGGUUCUGUAAGACUCACCUUCCACCUGCUCGUUCUUGUGUUAACGUGGUCCCAUGGACUCAAGGGAAGGUCUGCAGAGAAGUCACAGAGGUUUUGUCUGUCAUCCUUAUGAUGCACAUAUGUACUCGGAAAUGAUGCUUGAGGUCACGUUUAUGGUAUAGAUGCUGCUCCAGUAUGUUGCCUGUGAGAAGGUGAGCUUGCUCUUACAAAGCUCUUCUAAGGUUGCAUGUGUUGGUCACAGGGAAUCUCACCUGACCCCAGCACUGAGGAAACUGACAAUGAUCUGGCUGGAGAGGCUGGGUGUGAAUUCUCUGUGUCGUAGAUCAUAGACAUAGAUAUUCUCUUUGCUGGUUGUAUGUACAUACCUAUCUAUAUACAGAAACAGAAAUAUAUGUACACGAUAUUAUAUAUUCAUCAUACACAUAUGUAUUGUAUGUAACAUACAUGUAGUGUUGAUCUUUAUGAGGGAAUAAAAAUCACAGUAUAUUAUAUAAA